GAGUUGCGACAGUGCCAGUCUGCAGCGCGUCACUUACCCUUCCUUUUACGGCACAGGCGAAGCUCACAUGUGCUUCUCCUCUCGACUCGUGGUGCUGAGAACCGUAAAUAUCUCCCUUUAGCGGUUCGUUCACGGGCACAGCAGACAUGUCGUUCCGAGGAGGAGGACGAGGAGGCUUUAACAGAGGCGGAGGAGGAAGAGGAGGCGGAGGGCGAGGAGGAGGUGGAGGCUGGGGAGGUGGAGGGGGUCGUGGGGGAGGCUUUGGCCGAGGCGGCGGCAGAGGGGGCUUCAACAGACAACAGGACUUCGGGCCCCCAGAACAUGUCGUAGCACUGGGGGAGUUCAUGCAUCCAUGUGAAGAUGACAUCGUGUGUAAAUGUACGACAGAGGAGAACAAAGUGCCCUACUUUAACGCCCCAGUGUACCUGGAGAACAAGGAGCAGAUCGGCAAAGUGGAUGAGAUCUUCGGACAGCUACGAGACUUUUACUUUUCAGUCAAACUUUCAGAAAACAUGAAGGCGUCAUCGUUCAAGAAGCUGCAGAAGUUCUACAUUGACCCCAUGAAGCUGCUCCCCCUGCAGAGGUUCCUGCCCAGGCCCCCAGGGGAGAAGGGCCCACCGAGAGGAGGCCGAGGGGGCAGAGGAGGCGGCCGAGGGGGAUUCCGUGGAGGUGGAUUCCGCGGGGGCCGGGGUGGAGGUGGUCGUGGCGGAGGUUUUGGAGGAGGAAGAGGAGGAGGAGGAGGUGGUGGUGGCUUCAGGGGAAGAGGAGGAGGUGGAGGCAGAGGAUUCAGAGGUGGGAGAUGAUCCUGUCCGGACAGUGUGUGACUGCAGACUUCUUCUGUGCCAGAGCCUGGACUCUUCCAUGUGGACCCUGCGAGUUUUCAUUUACUGUCAGAUUAUGUUGUAUUUUCCUACAUGUUUUCCAGGAAGUGGUUUU
Messenger RNA from Boleophthalmus pectinirostris (great blue-spotted mudskipper), 936 nucleotides. Its product is annotated as GAR1 homolog, ribonucleoprotein. Gene Ontology annotation, cellular component: box H/ACA snoRNP complex. Gene Ontology annotation, molecular function: box H/ACA snoRNA binding. Gene Ontology annotation, biological process: ribosome biogenesis; snoRNA guided rRNA pseudouridine synthesis. Lineage: Eukaryota; Metazoa; Chordata; Actinopteri; Gobiiformes; Gobiidae. The record is from RefSeq and is a predicted model, not a curated record.